Molecule: messenger RNA, 2133 nt
Organism: Cricetulus griseus (Chinese hamster)
Lineage: Eukaryota; Metazoa; Chordata; Mammalia; Rodentia; Cricetidae
Source: RefSeq, a predicted model, not a curated record
AUGGCUGAUGAUCAAGAGAGAGACUUGCAGAGAUUUCUGGAAAAUGUGGAUGAAAUCACCAAUUUAAUUCAAGAGAUGAAUUCCGAUGAUCCUGCCGUACAGCAGAAAGCUGUCUUAGAGACGGAAAAGAGACUGCUGCUCCUGGAGAGAGAGCAAGAGGAGGACGGAUGCAGGACCACCUUGAACAAGACCAUGAUCAGUCCCCCACGAGCACCUGAGAAUGCAGAUGACAUGAACCCAGAAGCCUUCUUGGCAUCUGUGGAGAAGGAUGCAAAGGAACGAGCCAAGAGAAGACGGGAAAGCAGAGUCCUAGCAGAUGCCCUGAAGGAAAAGGGGAACGAGGCCUAUGUCAAGGGGGACUACGAAACAGCCAUCUUCUACUACAGUGAGGGUUUGGGGAAACUGAAGGACAUGAAAGUGCUGUAUACCAACAGAGCCCAGGCUUAUAUAAAACUUGGAGACUAUGAGAAGGCCCUCGUGGACUGUGAGUGGGCUCUGAAGCCAUUCUCUUUCACACAGUGUGAUGAAAGAUGCACAAAAGCCUAUUUCCACAUGGGGAAGGCCCACCUGGCCAUGAAGAACUACAGCAAGUCUAGAGAGUGUUAUCAGAAGAUCGGAGAGAUAAACCCCAAGCUUCAGACACAGGUGAAAGAAUCCCUAAAUCAAGUAACUCUUCAAGAAAAGGCAGAUCUACAAGAGAAGGAAGCUCGAGAGUCCCUGGAUUCAGGAAAGAACACAGCAAUGACAACUAAAAAUCUCCUGGAGACCCUCUCCAAGCCUGACCAGACACCCUUGUUCUAUGCAGGAGGCAUUGAGAUCCUGACAGAAAUGAUGACGGACUGCACAGAACGGACCUUGUUCAGAACAUAUGGUGGAUUCAGCACCAUCAGUGACCACGAGGUCAUAAGAAAGUGCCUCUUCUCAGCAGGGAUGGAUGCAGUUGAAGAGGUUCUCUGUGUGGCUGUUUUGAAGCUCUGGCAAGCAGUGUGUAGUGACAAUGAGGAAAACCAGCGCCAGCUUGUGAUCCACCCGGAUAUGGCCAGGCUGCUGCCUUCCUUCAUGACCUCCAGAAUCCUGGUUAUUCAGCAGCAGAGCCUGGCCCUACUGCUGCAGCUCACCCAGACGGAGAAUGGCCGGAACCAGGUCAUCAAGCAACUCGACAUGAUCCGACUGUGUGAAGCAUUGCUGUCAUUUCUUGACUUCUCAGACAAGAAAUCCAAUACCGCCAUUGGAGUGCUCACAGAUUUGGCUCUAGAAGAAAGAUUCCAAGUGUGGUUACAGGCCAACCUUCCAGGUGUUCUCCCUGCACUCACAGGUGCUCUGAAGCGAGAGCCCAAGUUAACCAGCCCCUCAGCCCUCUGCCAAUGCAUUGCCCUGAUGGGGAACAUCAGUGCUGAGCCUACUGCCCGAAGACACAUGAUGUCCUGUGAAGAAUUUGGGGAUGCCUGUUUGGAACUCCUGGUCAAGUGUGAGGAGGACGUGGACCUGUUCAGAGAGGUCACAUAUACCCUCCUAGGACUCAUCAUGAACUUGUGUCUUGAGGUUCCCUUCAUUUCUGAGAUGUGGGCCAUGGAGAUGAGCCGAAAGUGCCUGGCUCUACUGAACAGCCAGGAUGGAGGAAUCCUGACAAGAGCAGCAGGCGUUCUGAGUCGGACCCUCUCUUCCUCCCCAACCAUCGUGGAGGAGGCACUGACAGCAGGAGUGGUGAAGAAAAUGAUUAAAUUCCUGAGGAUGGGAGGCCAGACUGCAUCACAUUACGCCAUAAAGACACUGGCCGUCUGCACAAACAGCUGUCAUCCAGCCAGGGAAGAAGUAAUGAGACUUGAUAAAAAGUUCAGCAUUUUGAUAUUGCUGCUUGAGUCAGAGGAUGAGAUUCUGGCAGGUAACGCUGCCCUCUGCCUUGGCAACUGCAUGGAGGUGCCCAGCGCUGCCUCGUCCCUGCUGAAGACAAAUAUUAUACAAAUAUUGUUGAAGCUGGCAGGCAACGACUCACAGAGGACAGCCGUGCAGCUGAACGCAGGCAUCGCUCUGGGGAAGCUGUGCACAGCUGAACCCAGGUUUGCUGCCCAACUUCGGGAGCUUCAUGGGAUAGAAAUUCUCAACUCUACAAUGAAACACAUGAAUGAUUCUUGA